Molecule: messenger RNA, 579 nt
Organism: Candida dubliniensis CD36
Lineage: Eukaryota; Fungi; Ascomycota; Pichiomycetes; Serinales; Debaryomycetaceae
Exons: 1
Coding region: 1-579 (192 amino acids)
Biological process (GO): poly(A)+ mRNA export from nucleus
Cellular component (GO): nucleus
Source: RefSeq, a predicted model, not a curated record
AUGUCGGAUUAUUCAUCUCAAACGGUAGCUCAAUUAAAAGAGAUCUUGAAAGGAAAAGGAUUAUCAAUUGAAGGUAAAAAGGCCGAUUUAGUUCAAAGAUUACAAGAACAUGAACCUCAACAACAACAGCAACAGCAACAGCAACAGCAACCAGAACCAGAACCAGAAGUAACCGAGCAACAACAACAGCAACCAGAAACUAAAUUAGAGGAAAAUUCACAAGAAAAUGAAAGCACACUAACUGUUAUUCAACCAAAAGAACAACAAGAACAAGAAGAAGAACCAAAACCAAAACAAUUAUCUCCAGAAGAAAGGAAACAAUUAGCUAUUGAAUUAUUGACUAAAAAAGUUCAACGUGCUGAAAAGUUUGGUGAUGAACAAGCUGCUAAUGAUGCAAGAAAAGAUUUGGCAAGAGUAGAGAAAUUCGGGGUUGAAGUAGGAACAGCAUUGGCUAGAGAAAUUGGAUUAGUGGAUAAUUCUUUAUCAAACAAGAAAUUUAAUCAUCAUAAACGUAAUAAUAGACGUGGAUUCAAAGGCAAUAAGGGUAGAAAGGGUGGAUUUGGAAAAAAUCGUAAUUAG